Messenger RNA from Peronospora matthiolae, 5709 nucleotides. The record is from the annotation of a GenBank genome assembly. Lineage: Eukaryota; Oomycota; Peronosporomycetes; Peronosporales; Peronosporaceae.
AUGAUCAAGAAGGACAAGGCAGGAGACGGGAGUCUGCAGCCGCAGCAGCUGCCUCCUCGUCGCCGCGCGCCGUCCAACUACCAGACGGUCGUCGACGUCGCGUCUCAGCGCGGCGGCCCGUUCAGCAUGACCAAACCGUCGUCCUUGUCGUCCCGAACCGACGUGUUUGCGCUCUUGCAGGCGAAGUUCGGCUUCCAAGACGGCAACGUGUGCAACCAGAAGGAGCACUUUGAAGUGUGGCUGCUCAACUACGAGUCGCGGAUCCUCGAAGCGCCCGUGACGACGCAAGACACGGCCCAAGCCAUUGCCGCGAUCCACACCAAGUUUUUCAAAAACUACGUCAAGUGGUGCCAGUUUCUCCGCACGCAGCCGUUCCAACUGGACACGGCCGCGUACCCGGACGCAGCGGAGCGCCAGGUCGCCCUUUUUCUGCUCAUUUGGGGCGAGAGCGCCAAUUUGCGCUUCAUGCCCGAGUGUCUGUGCUUUUUGUAUCACAAGAUGGCCGCCAAGCUCGACGGGCUCGAGCACAUGCCGACGGUGGCCGAAGGCACGUUUCUGUGCCGCAUUGUGCGCCCGCUGUACGCAGUCGUGGCCAAGAUGCGCCACGUGACGCGGAAGAAAAAUGGCGCGGCUGUGGACCACCAGAACGUGACGAAUUACGACGACGUGAAUGAGUUUUUCUGGACGGAAACGUGUCUGCUUUUCGACGAGUUUUCUGCUGCGGAAGCUGUGAACCGACAGGACUUUAAGACGUUCAAGGAACGACGGAGUUUCUGUAACCCGAUGCUGGCAUUCUUUCGCAUAUACUUUUUCUUGGCGGUGAUGCUGCACGUGCUCGUGGUCAUUGCAUACGUCGCGUACCGCUCGGAUCCCGACGAAACGACGGGGUUUCAGUUUUACGCCAGUUUUUUCACGCCGGAUAUUGAUGAUAUUCGCCAUCACGCGUUUUACUCGAUCUUGGUCACGGUCAGUGGCAUGUUGGUGUUUAAGGUCGUGCUGGACGUGUGGCUGGACAACACGCGCAUCUUUAGUAGCUUGUUGUACGCCGUGUCGGUGUUUGUCCGACUUGUGUGGCACACGGUGUUCUUCGGUCUCUUUAUUGCUGUGAACGCUGCGCCGUAUGAGACGCUUGUGGGCUCGAGCGACUUGCUCACAACGGCGCCCGUGUUUGUCGUGGUGUACAUGGCGCCAAUUCUGGUGGUGUCCAUCGUGCAAAUGUUCUUUCGGCGAGUGAUUUGGAAAUCGACGAUCCUCAACUCGCUCGAUGGAACACACGAGCAAUACAUUGGUCGCGAGAUGGGCCAAAGCUGGGGAGAUUUUCUCGGUUAUGGGACAUUUUGGACGGUCAUUUUUGUCUGCAAGUUUUUGUUCAAUUUGCAGCUCAUGGUCAAGCCUCUGAUUGGACCCAGCGUCGAAAUCUACAACGUCGAUAUUUCUACAACGCAGCUUGAGAAUGGUCUCAUUGAGUCGAACCACAAUAUUGCGUUCCUCGCCGCCAUGUGGGCACCAGUGGUUCUCGUGUACAUGUAUGAUUCGCAGAUCUGGUUGGCGAUUGCACAGGCUAUCGUAGGUGCAUGGAUUGGGUUCCGUCUCAAAAUUGGCCACUCGGCUCGCAUUAAUGAGUUUGUCAAGCGUCUGCAUCAGGCACCAGCCCUUUUUGAUGCCAAAGUGGUGUCUGCUGCGGCUCGCGGCCAGCUUGCGAUCAACAACAAUCCACUUUCAUCUAGCUCUGUUGCUCCUGAUGCAAAUAGCCGCUUGCGCUUUGCCGUGGUGUGGAACGAGAUUGUGAGCAGUUUUCGUUUGUCCGAUUUGCUGGAUGACCGUGAGACUGCUAUUUUGCAAUACCAAAUCUCGGACACUGGCGCCGUCGAAGAACCUGUCUUCUUGAUUGCUGGCGAGGCACAAGCAGCUGCCGAUAUUGCCGCAAAGGCUAAAACUAAGCGCAUGAGCGAUGCCCAAUUGUUCUCCGAAUUGAAGCGGGCUGGUGUACUUGGCUGCGCCAACAAUUGUAUCGACGUCUUAUUCCAGAUCUUGCGACAGCUUAUGGGUCCCCAGGACUCAGAAUUGAUCGGUGUGCUUCGUCAGAUUUUGGCUGGAGGUAAGGUAAGCGGUGUCGUGGACCUCACUCACGUUGGCUUGGUGCGCGAGAAUGUUGUCGAUCUGCUUUCGAGUAUCUUGGACCUACCAGAGCCGACUGUGAUACCUACCGGUAGCACUCUUGACCUUCCGCACGAGCAGGUUUUGGUCAUUGUGCAGCGUCUUGAUGCUUUGCUGAAGAGUAUCGAACUUAUGCUGGAGGAGGAGUGGAUGGCGGAGAAGCUGCGUAAAUCAGCUUUUGCUCAGAUGACGCCUGACCUUGCCUAUCAAAAAGAACAGCUGGUAUCGAUAUUUGCAGACCGCAUUAGUCAACGCGAUUCUAGCUCACAAACGCGCACGACCUCACCGGGUUCUAACGAGAGCGUGGUGUCGCUCUCUACACGACUGUUUUUCUUGCUGACAUUGGAUGCCGCGGAUGCACUUCCUCGCUGUCAUGAAGCUCAGCGUCGAAUGAGUUUCUUCCUCAACUCUUUGCACAUGAAGAUCCCGACAAUUGACUCGAUUGCGGCAAUGAAGUCAUUUUCUGUGGUCACGCCGUACUACAACGAAACGGUGCUUUUUUCAGUUGACGAGCUUAACGAGCGUGUGGACUCGAAUCCGCUUUUUCGCAAGGUGGAACAAAAGGGCCGUGAUCUUAGUAUUUUGAAGUACCUGAUCACUUUUCACGACGACGAAUGGGGCAACUUCCUUGAGCGCGUGGGCGUAACGUCCAUGGACGAGGCUCUAGCUGAGACGCCAACACAGGUUCGUCUUUGGGCAUCGAUGCGUGGACAAACGCUAGCACGCACGGUGCAUGGCAUGAUGAUGUACGAAGAUGCGCUGAAGAUGUUGAGGUGGCUGGAAAUCGGGUCAGACGAGAACAUCUCCCAUCUGGAAAAGAUCAAGCACAUGGAUCGCAUUGCAGGUCUCAAAUUUUCGUAUGUGACGAGCUGCCAGAUUUACGCUGAUCAGCUUGCGGCAGGAGAUUCGCGUGCAGCAGAUAUUGACUUGUUGAUGCGCAAGUAUCCUAAUUGGCGGGUAAGCUACGUCGAUACGAUCCGAGAACCCACAGGGAGUGGUUUAGAACCUCGGUUUGACUGCGUACUGGUGAAGUCGGAUGGUGAUGAAAUCGUCGAAGUGUAUCGUUAUGAGCUGCCUGGCAAUCCGAUGGUCGGUGAGGGUAAGCCGGAGAAUCAGAACAUAGCUCUUCCUUUUACUCGUGGUGAGUAUGUGCAAACGAUUGACAUGAAUCAGGAGCACUACUUUGAGGAAGCACUCAAGAUCCCAAACUUUUUAGCGACUGCUACUGCGAACGGACAGGACGUUACCAUUAUUGGAAUGAAGGAACAUAUUUUCACCGGUCGAGCGUCGUCAUUGGCACGUUUCAUGACGUUGCAAGAGCUGGUCUUCGUGAGUCUGACGCAGCGCGUACUGGCUAACCCUCUUCAGAGUCGUAUGCACUACGGCCACCCGGAUGUGUUUGAGAAGUCGUUUAUCAUGUCCAAUGGUGGUGUGUCGAAGGCCAGCAGGGGUAUCAACUUGUCCGAAGAUGUGUUUGCAGGCUAUAAUGUGGCUUUGCGGGGCGAGAAAGUUACGCACGAGGAAUUUAUGCAGUGCGGCAAGGGUCGUGACGUGACAUUGAGUCAAAUCAAUGCCUUCGAGGCAAAAUUGUCGAACGGUAGCGCCGAAAGCUCGCUUAGUCGCGAGUCGCACCGAAUGGGCGCUGGUAUGGAUUUUUUCCGCUUGAACUCCAUGUUCUACGGUCAUAUGGGGUUCUAUAUUUGCAAUGCAAUGGUGGUGCUAUGUGUGUUCGCAUACGCCUACAGCAAAGUUUACAUUGUGCUGCAUCAAGAAAUUGAAGAGUCUGCCAUUAUCACGACAAAUUAUCUGGAUGAUUUGGCCGAGGUAAUGAAUACGCAGUUCAUUUUCCAGUUUGGUAUGCUGAUGACCAUUCCUUUGAUUGCUACUCUCUUUGUCGAGUACGGGUGGCAUCAGGCCGUUGUGAACUUCGUGGAGCUGGUUGUGACUCUUGGUCCGGUGUUCUAUAUCUUCGAGACGGGCACGAAGUCGCACUUCUACGACAUUGCCAUUAUGCGUGGUGGCUCGAAAUACCGUGGUACGGGUCGUGGCUUUGCCAUCGUUCGUGAAACGAUGGUAAACUUUUACAAGGAGUAUGCUGCGUCGCACUACCGCAAGGCUGUGGAACUGGUGGGCCUGAUGAUUAUCUUUGGCGUAUUCGGUAAUUUCAACAUCGGCACGAAUGUGCUGACUGAGUACUGUGCUACUGCAGACUUUGACUGUGACGUAAACCCGGACCAGAUUCCGUCGAACAUCACGCUUCUGAACUCGUACAGCUCGAAGGGACAGGACUACGGCAUCGCUUCUUUUGCUGUAUGGUUGCUCGGCACGUGCUGGCUGCUUGCGCCGUUUUUGUUCAACACCGAUGGCUUGGAUUUCUCGAAAACCCAGGUGGAUAUCACCUACUGGCUCUCGUGGCUGAUGUCAGUAAAGGAGGAAAGCGAUGACGAACGAGUGCUACUGAACAAUAUAAGUGACAAUCAGUUGGGCUCGACAGACACAUGGAACGAUUUUUACGACUACGAGGCUAAUCUCAUGUACCCGGUUGGUCCAAUGAGUCGCUUUGUCUACGCUAUUCGCGAACUCCGCCAUCCGCUAGUGAUGUACUACGUGUUCAUCUACUCGUUUAAGCUCAGCGACAUCGGUCUGUUGCUGGCGUGUGUCGGUGCUAUUGCCUUGUUCUUGUGGAUUGGUGGUUUCUGCAUUGGGAUGUGUAUGCGCAACAAGGCUCGCGUUCCGCGGGCCAUGGUGUAUGUGUUGAUGGUGGUGCUGAUUGCUGUGUCGCCGUUUAUCGUGGGCUCUACGCAAGACUGGGACGGUAUCCAAUCUUUUUCAGUGACGGUGUCCGUGUUCGCUGGACUUUUCUCGCUUCUGCACUACUUGCAACUGAUGCACGGGUUCUUUGGCCUACCUGUUGCUAAUUGGGGUCUUGUCCGUGAGCUCGCGUUUUUCUUCGAUGUGGUUGUCGGUCUGUUCCUGGCAUUUCCGCUUUUGGUUCUGUCGGCCUUCCCGUUCAUGAAGACUAUUCAGACUCGAAUGAUGUACAACGGUGGCUUCUCACGCGCAUUGGGCUCCGGUAGUGAGUUCGCUGCCUCAUUGAGUGUGAUUGUGGGUGGCCUGGGCGGCUUUACGUACGGCUGGUUGACGUGCCUUAUCUUUUCGCUGGGUUACGUAAACUCGUCAUCUGACAACUUCGUAAAUCAGUCAUUUGCUUACUACAACAAUGAGACGUUAGAUCGCGCAUUGGAUUUAGCUGCGAUCAAGGUGUACGCUGCUGGUGCAGGUGUAGCCGGAGUUAUUCUGAGUGGCGGUCUCGCUCAUGUCAUCGGCCGUCGGUGGACGAUCGAGGUCUCAUGCGUAGUAGUUUUGGUCGGUUGUGCGCUUGUUUGGCUGGAGUCGAGCUCGAUAGCGCUAAUUGGUAUCUGCUUGGCAUCAGCCGGCAUUGCGAUGCUUUCGCUCGUCUGUCCGCUGUACAACUUCGAAAUUUGCAUGCAAGGUUGGAAGGGAAAAGGUGUGCUGAUUUUCCUCACGCGUGUGCAGCGCUGGGCUAUUUGA